AUGAGGCCUUCUUCUUCGUCUUCUUCUUCUUCCUCUGCUUCUCCUUCGUUAACGCUGUCGUCGGUGGCAGUGGCGGUCGACAAGGCCACGAGCGAGCUUCUGCUCACUCCUGAUUGGACGAUGAUCAUCGCAAUCUGCGAUUCCGUCAAUAUUAAUCGCUGGCAAUGCAAAGAUGCGAUCAAAGCUGUCAAGAGAAGGUUGCAACACAAGAGCUCUAAAGUGCAAUUACUCACUCUAACGUUGUUGGAGGCAAUGCUGAAAAACUGUGGGGACUUUGUGCACACUCAUAUCGCUCAGAAACAUCUUCUUGAAGAUAUGGUUAAAAUUGUCAGGAAGAAGGGUGAUUAUGGAGUAAGGAACAGAAUCUUGGUAUUGUUGGAUACUUGGAAUGAAGCAUUCAGUGGAGCUGCUCGCAAAUAUCCUCAUUACAACUGGGCCUACCAAGAGCUAACACGGUCUGGUGUGAAAUUUCCACAACGUUCAAAAGAGGCACCCCUCAUGCUUGCACCGCCUCCAGCUUCUUCUUCUAUGAAUUUAAUGUCCAUCGGUUCUUUUAGAAGUCUCGACGAAACAAUGGCAACUGAUAUUGAGUGUCUAAGUUUCUCAAGUCUUGAUUCCAUGAGAAAUGUGAUGGACCUCCUCAACGACAUGGUUCAAGCCCUAAAUCCUUCUGAUAAAUCAGCGCUAAAGGAUGAGCUUAUAGUUGAUCUAGUAGAGCAGUGCAGAUCUAAUCAGAAGAAACUAAUCCAGAUGCUCACAACAACUGCGGACGAGGAUGUUAUGGCACGUGGGCUCGAGCUGAAUGAUUCUUUGCAGGUAGUGCUCGCUAGACACGACGCUAUUGCCUCUGGUGUCUUUCUUCCCACGUUGCAGGCACCAGAAACAAGAGAAACGAGCUCUGUCCUCGAGUCUGGUGAUGCUUCAGCUGCUCUUGAGUCUGAGCCUUCUUCAUCAUCCAGCAGUGAAAGUGAAACUGAUGACGGGGAGGACGUUGAAAAUGACUUUACGCAGCUAUCCAAAAGGCACGCUCUACUAAAUGCCCAAUACAGCGAUGAAGAAGAAGAAGAAGAAACAUUGCUUCUAGGCAACAGUAAUGAAAAGACAGCAGAAUCAGAAACCAACACACAGUGCAAGGAUCUAGCUCUAUUCGACAAAACAGCAACAACAACAACCAAGUCGGAGCAGGACAUUAUUGAACUUCUCAGCCUAACUCUGUCAACAACAGCUCUGCCGGCCUCUUCCCAAACGCAAACGCAAACGCAAACGCAGCCUCCAUCAAACACCCAUCACAAGACAUCGUAUGAUCAUAUUCUUAUGAACAGCUACGUAGUCCCCUGGGCACAAACUCAGGCAGAAGAACCGCAAGUCCCAAAAACGGCGCAGUUUGCUCCGUCGGGACCUCAGUAUCAGGCGUGGCCUCCGCAGCAGCAGUUUUCAUACGGUUAUCCUCACCCGCAAUGGAACGGUGGUCAAGCAAACAGUUAUGACACAACAUUUUGGAGCCAAGGAGGCAGUGAGAAUAAGGUCUUUGAGAGAAACUUGCACUACUCAAACUCCUUCCCUGCUAGAGCGGCGGGACCAUCCGCUGCUGUGGACGGGCCGCCGCAUAGGCCACCUUAUGUUCCUCCGUACAAAUUGUUUGAAGAUCUCAAUGUCUUCUGCAACAGAGAUGGAGGCGUUAGGAGUAGCAAAUGAUGCCAUUUCACGACACAUAAAACCAUACACGUUUUGCUUGUCUUUUUAAGUUAUUUCAGCUGUUAUACAACGUUUAGGACUAGAACUAUCGUCUUUAA
Molecule: messenger RNA, 1793 nt
Organism: Eutrema salsugineum
Lineage: Eukaryota; Viridiplantae; Streptophyta; Magnoliopsida; Brassicales; Brassicaceae
Product: TOM1-like protein 7
Exons: 9
Coding region: 1-1695 (564 amino acids)
Biological process (GO): protein transport to vacuole involved in ubiquitin-dependent protein catabolic process via the multivesicular body sorting pathway
Molecular function (GO): ubiquitin binding; phosphatidylinositol binding
Source: RefSeq, a predicted model, not a curated record